This is a messenger RNA of Rotaria sordida, 2001 nucleotides long. The record is from the annotation of a GenBank genome assembly. NCBI's taxonomy places the organism in Eukaryota, Metazoa, Rotifera, Eurotatoria, Philodinida, Philodinidae.
AUGGCACCAACAGCACUCUCUAAUCGUUUCAUCAACAUAGUUGCUGCUGCUCACUCAGCGGUAGCUGUUAUUGAUACUGGUAUCGACUAUCUGCAUCCUGCUCUGGGAGGAUGCUUUGGACCACAAUGUAAAGUUGCAUUUGGUUAUGAUUUUGUUGGUGAUGACUUCAAUCAAUCGAACAUCAAUCCAAUGCCGGACGAAGAUCCACUCGAUAAUUGUUCUACGAGCGCCCAUGGCACGCAUGUUGCUGGAAUUGUUGCUGCCAAUGCAACAGAAAUGACUCAAACAGGCUUUAUUCCUUUUCAAUCUUUUCUCGGUGUCGCUCCUCAAGCUACUCUUGGAGGAUACCGUAUCUUCGGAUGCGCUGGAGACACUGCUACCACAGACGUCAUGACUGCAGCAAUAUAUCGAGCCUUCGACGAUAAAGCCGAUAUAAUCACUAUGUCUGUUGGGGGUGCUGGUGCUUACACAGAAAGUUCGGAUGCGAUCGCUGCUCAACGCGUAUCGGAAAAAGGAGUAUAUAUUACGUUUUCGUUUGGCAACGACGGAAGCCAAGGUCUUCAAACAGAUCCACCAGAUACGCCGAAUGAUGGUUGCCUCAGUCCAACUCUAAACGUGACGGGUGCAGUAGUUUUGUACGCUUUUAACAAUGGUGACGAGUGUGGUUCCGCUGUUCGAUGUAAUUUAGCGGCGCAAGCUGGAGCAACGGGCUGUCUCAUAUACAAUGUCGGUGCAAUCGCAGGUUCAUCCACUAUCCCGAGUGGAAGCAUUAGUAUGGCAGAUGGCUUGAAGAUUAUCGCAAUUGUGACAAACAACCCGUCAGCUAUAUUUACGUUCACGAAUUCGCAAGGACUUGCUCCCAUUUCGACAGGAGGAACCCCUUCAAGUUUCACGUCAAUCGGUCUCACUGGCGACUUGCUGUUUAAACCCCAAAUUAGUGGCAUCGGUGGCUAUGUUUACUCGACUAUUUCAUCCUUUGCUGCCGAGAAACAAAGAACUUCGAAUGCAUAUGCUACCCAAUCUGGUACAAGUAUGGCAACGCCGUAUGUUGCAGGAACUUUGGCACUCUAUCUUGCACAUAUUGGUAAUCCUGGCCCAGAAACAGUGAGUAAUGGAUGUCAGACAAAUUGUCGUCCGUCGUUCGAAAAAGUUGUCAAUUUAUUCCAAUCAAAUGCCAUGCCAGUGAAUAUUUACAGCACAUCUCUUCUUGCCUCUGUUGCCCAACAAGGUGCCGGACUGGUCAAUGUUUUCCAAGCCAUCCAGGCCACGACUUCAGUUUCACCCAGUCAACUCGCAUUGAAUGACACACUGAGACAAGACACAUCGUACACUAUUGAAGUGUUUAAUUUGGGCAACAAAACAGCCGUAUACAAUAUCGCCCAUUCCGGAGCUGCAUUGGCUACUGGGUUACAGAAAGGAAGUGACCAGCUUUUGGGCCAACCGAUCUAUUCAGCUGACUAUGCUAUUGUCGAUAUCCAGCCAACUACCAUUGAACUUGAUCCUGGAAAAUCAGGUAUGAUUACUCUUCGAUUUCAAGCACCUUGCAAUGCCAACGCGGCUCUUCUUCCCAUCUUCUCGGGCUUUAUCAAUAUUACAAAUAAUGUGAAUGACCAAGUUGCUCAUAUUCCAUAUGCUGGUGUUGUUGGAGACUACAAGAAUGCACGCAUUCUUGUGCGAAAUAGCUCGUCACGUAUCGUUACUGGCAUUCUAAAUUCAAAUAACAUCUAUAUUUCAAAUACACAACAAGAGAAUCUGAACCUAUCAAAUGGAACCCGGGUCAUACUGGUCACAGCAUGGGCAUCGCGCAUUGUUUUCGUGGAGGCUGUCUCGGGCGAAAAUCAAGUUCUACCUAGUUUAGCGACAAGUUACGGUUACAUAUACAAUCAACCCAGACAAACACCAGCAUUUUACAUAAAUCUAGCAUUGGACAGUGAAGAAACAGAUAACAAGAGCCAUCAAUAUCAUCGCGUCAGGAAGAAGUUCUUUGAUACAAUUGACUGA